Messenger RNA from Drosophila obscura, 1617 nucleotides. RefSeq names its product tachykinins. Lineage: Eukaryota; Metazoa; Arthropoda; Insecta; Diptera; Drosophilidae. The coding region runs from base 174 to 1049 and encodes 291 amino acids. The transcript has 4 exons. The record is from RefSeq and is a predicted model, not a curated record.
UACUUCUCGGCGUGACCGAUACGCGAACCUUACCAAAGAAACAGGAAAUAAAGAAAAUACCCAUAAAAGGAGUAAAAUCAAGUGAAAGUGCUUUCCAAAUUGAAUUGGCAACAUUUCUCCCGUUCCGGCUGUGCUUCGAUUCCAACCGCCCGCCUAAGAGCACGCUACGUCCAAUGCGCCAGCAGGAAAGUUCGUUUGCAGUGGCGCUGCUGUUGCUGUUGCUGUUAACAGCCGCAUCUGCAGAAUAUGGAGCCACCGAUGUGGAGCCCUCUGCUGUUAGCACCCUGGCGCCGGGCGCAGACGCUCCCAGGAGGAUGGUCAAGCGUGCGCCCACCUCCAGCUUCAUAGGGAUGCGCGGCAAGAAGGAGGAGGAGAAGGAUCAGCGUGCGGCCGAUUGGAUGGGACCCGAUCCCCUGGACUAUGCCGAUAUGGACGAAGACAGCCUCUACUACGAGAACGGGCGGCGGCUCAAGAAGGCCCCCAUGUCCUUUCUGGGCAUGCGAGGCAAGAAGUAUAUACCCAUUAGCAGCCGUCUGUCCAACGUCCUGCAUCAGAUAGAGGAGCAGCGAAUGCACGAUAACCUUCUCCAGGACCUGUUCGAGCGGCUGGCCGCGGGGGACGACAAUGUUGGGGAUGUCGGAAAGCGGGCACCCACCGGCUUCACGGGCAUGCGGGGCAAGCGACCGAUGAGCGGAGACGAUGACAAUGACGAUGAUGCCAUGGAGCUGCUCCAGAAACGGGCUCCGGCCAACUCCUUUCUGGGCGUGCGCGGCAAGAAGGAUGUCUCGCAUCAGCACUACAAGCGGGCGGCUCUGUCAGAGGCCUACGAUGUGAGGGGAAAGAAGGAGCGCUACGCGGACUUCAAUAGCAAAUUUGUGGCAGUGCGUGGCAAGAAAAGUGAGCAGGACACUGGCCUAGACCUGGACACUGGCGAUGGUACCGAUCAGCAGUACCUAGUCCGUCCCUGGCUCUACCUUUGGGGCGAUCAAAAGCGGGCGCCCAGUGGCUUUCAGGGCAUGCGCGGCAAGCGUCCAGCGCUCGUUGAAUAGACGUCGUUCACUUCGUGGGGUGGACAGUGUUUGAAGUUCCUUUUAGAGCUACGAAACUAGGAAAAGAAAGACAGAAUCAGACAAGAAUCAGAGUUACAGACGACGACAAAAGAGUGUUUGCAAUAAUCUCAGGGCUGGCGAUUAUUUCAAACACCCUAUAACCACACACACAAGCACACACACAACACAAGGAAACAAUUGGCUUUGUAGCAUUUUCUUUUGGUGUAAUGUAGCACGAGACUUGAAUUGAAUCCAAAGCCUCCUCAAUCAUUGAUCUAUUUGCAUAUCUAAUUGUAAAAUUCUUAAUCAAAAUUAGCAAAAGAAACUUAAAGCACGAGUGACGAAAACAAAAAACAAAGAACAAAAUUAUUAUACGGGGAACACAUUUAUUUAUUUUCAAAUAUACUAUAUACUUAUAUUUAAACAAAAGUAACUUUCAUUGUGGUACAUACAUCUACGUAUACAAGAGACAUAUAUACAUAUAUAUACAAUACAUAAAAAUAUAGCACAAUUAAAUAUUGUAAAUACUGUAUGGUAACUAAUGAAUGAAUAAACAAUGAUUCCACAA